Messenger RNA from Symbiodinium sp. CCMP2456, 603 nucleotides. Lineage: Eukaryota; Dinophyceae; Suessiales; Symbiodiniaceae. The record is from the annotation of a GenBank genome assembly.
AUGGACAAGGGAGCGCGAUUGGUGAGCAAGUCCCAUGGGCAUGGCCGGAUCAUCGUGAUUUGGUCUGCCCUAGUCUGCUUCUUCCAGGUCUGGAGGCGUGAACUUGUGCCUGCGGCCACUGAUUCGGGUCGUGGCUUCAUUAUAAGACAGGUUUCGUCAUCGCUUGUUCAGCGGGACAUUGAAGCUCGGAGUGCAAAACUCGCAUGCCGGGCACGGAAAGCGGCUGCUGCAGCCAAAGCUGCUGACACGGCCGAAGAAGAUUCGAAGCCAAAGAAGAAACGAAGAGGCAAAGCGAAGCCAAAGCCGUCCGAUGCCGAGACGGCAGACGGCACAGCGAGCGCUUGGGAGAAGAAGCGGGACCAGAUGCUGCUGGCCGCGGUUCGCAUCGAGAGCCAUGGAGGAACCCAGGGCUCGGGAUUUGUGAUAUCCGCCUCGGCGAACGGGACCUUUGUCCUGACGAAUCACCAUGUCAUCCGAGACAGCAUCCAUCAACAUGAUCGCUGGGAUCCUGUGGCGGAGUCUUCGAAGAAGGUAGACCGUUUCAUGCCCGUGACAGUGGAGAGCUUCGACUACGACGAGCGGCUGGGAAGAAAUUCAGGAUAG